This is a messenger RNA of Brachypodium distachyon (stiff brome), 1434 nucleotides long. RefSeq names its product cinnamoyl-CoA reductase 1. Lineage: Eukaryota; Viridiplantae; Streptophyta; Magnoliopsida; Poales; Poaceae. The record is from RefSeq and is a predicted model, not a curated record. The transcript has 5 exons. Bases 162 to 1247 code for a protein of 361 amino acids. Gene Ontology annotation, molecular function: oxidoreductase activity, acting on the CH-OH group of donors, NAD or NADP as acceptor.
CUCGAACCAACAACGCCCAGGCAGGCUUCCCCCCCCGGAGAAUCCUACCAAACGUUACCAACUCGGAGCUCUCUACAAACCCUUCUUCAGUAGUGCUCUCUGCUUUUAAGAGAGCGUUAGUGGCCGAUCGAAGUGAACACAGCCCAUUUUAUAUCAUCAAGAUGACCGUGGUCGAUGUCGUCGCUGCCGCCGGCGGUGCCGAGGCCGGGAACGGGAGCGGCAACGGGCAGACGGUGUGCGUGACGGGCGCGGGCGGGUACAUCGCGUCGUGGCUCGUCAAGCUGCUGCUGGAGCAGGGGUACACUGUCAAGGGCACCGUGAGGAACCCAGAUGACCCGAAGAACGCGCACCUGAGGGCGCUGGACGGCGCGGCGGAGCGGCUGAUCCUCUGCAAGGCCGACCUCCUCGACGCCGACGCCAUCCGCCACGCCGUCCACGGCUGCCACGGCGUCUUCCACACCGCGUCACCCGUCACCGACGACCCCGAGCAAAUGGUGGAGCCGGCGGUGCGGGGCACGGAGUACGUGAUAGACGCGGCGGUGGAGGCUGGCACGGUGCGGCGGAUGGUGCUGACGUCGUCCAUCGGCGCCGUCACCAUGGACCCCAACCGCGGGCCCGACGUGGUCGUCGACGAGUCCUGCUGGAGCGACCUCGACUUCUGCAAGAAAACUAGAAACUGGUACUGCUACGGGAAGGCGGUGGCGGAGCAGGCGGCGUGGGAGGCGGCGCGGCAGCGCGGGGUGGACCUGGUGGUGGUGAACCCGGUGCUGGUGAUCGGCCCGCUGCUGCAGCCGACGGUGAACGCCAGCAUCGCCCACAUCCUCAAGUACCUCGACGGCUCCGCCUCCAAGUUCGCCAACGCCGUCCAGGCCUACGUCGACGUCCGCGACGUCGCCGACGCCCACCUCCGCGCCUUCGAGAACCCGCUCGCCUCCGGCCGCCUCCUCUGCGCCGAGCGCGUGCUCCACCGCGAGGACGUCGUCCGCAUCCUCUCCAAGCUCUUCCCCGAGUACCCCGUCCCCACAAGGUGCUCUGACGAGAUAAACCCAAGGAAGCAACCAUACAAGAUGUCGAACCAGAAGCUCCGGGACCUCGGGCUCGAGUUCCGGCCAGUGAGCCAGUCGCUUUAUGAGACAGUGAAGAGCCUCCAGGAGAAGGGCCAUCUGCCUGUGCUCAGCGAGCAGACGGAGGCGGACAAGGAAGUCCCCGCCGAGGAGUUGCAGGGUGGCGUAACCAUCCGAGCAUGAGGGGAAGAAGAAAUCACCAAGAAACAGCAAGCGAUGGACGUCCAAUCUAAGUCAUGUAAUACCGUGUCUUUUCAUGUGAACCAAAAGUGACCGAAUAAAUAUAGAAACGGUUGCUAAUGUUCAGAAGUGGAUUUUGUGCUAUCUGCACGAAAAUUGGUUGCAAGUCUGCCCGCAUCCUCAUACACAA